AUGGAUAGAAAAUCUGCUAGAAUAAAAGCAGAGUUGCAAAGAUAUGGUUGGAAAGUUUCGAAGAAUUUUAAAUAUAGGAAGGGAAGACCCAUAAAAGUCUAUGACAAAUUGUCUGGUCUUCGCUACGAAAUGGAAUUGGAAACAGCACGCGCAAAUUAUCCAAACAGACUAGAGAGGUUAGAAGAAGAACGUCUUAUGGACAUGCCUUUCGAUGUUUCUGAACCGCAAGUUGAAGGACACGACGGCUUUGCCAGAUUCUAUUGGAAACAUGACGAACAAUUGUAUCCUUUGAGAAGGAAAAAAGGAAAAGGUGAAGACAAACAUGCUCCCAUGGAAAGAACAAGAUAUGCAUAUGAAAAGUACCGUGAAGUUAGAAGUCAAAUUACAUCUGGUCGAACCUUUACAGUAAACUUUGACGAAGGAAAGAACAAAGAAGGCUUCAUGGGAGUACUUGCUGCCAUACAAGACGGAAAUAAGAAAGGAUACAAUCUCAGACUAA
Molecule: messenger RNA, 499 nt
Organism: Trichomonas vaginalis G3
Lineage: Eukaryota; Parabasalia; Trichomonadida; Trichomonadidae
Exons: 1
Source: RefSeq, a predicted model, not a curated record